Clunio marinus is the source of this 5018-nucleotide messenger RNA. Lineage: Eukaryota; Metazoa; Arthropoda; Insecta; Diptera; Chironomidae. The record is from the annotation of a GenBank genome assembly.
CAAAUGAUGAAUGAGAAUAAUUUAUGAAAAACAGUUUAUCAUCAUCUAUCACUUUUAAAGAAAUUUUUCUUCUUAAAACCAAAGAAAAACAAAAAUUCAAAAGCAUAUAAAAAAAGCCAAAGAACACACAAACAGUUUAAUUUCACGAGCGCUAAAAUAACCUUGGUUGGAAGUUGGAUUAAAGGGAGUAGAACGAAGCAACUAACAGUGGAUUUAUAUUGUUGUAAUUUCUGUUUUCUAAAAUGCCUUUUAAAAAUUUCCACCAAAGAAGAGUUAGUGGACCAGGUGCAUACUGUAACAAUUAUCUUCAAAAUAGCCAGGAGAACUCAGAAUUUUUACACUUGAAUCAAAAUCAAUUGCAUCAGUCGUCAGUGAACGUUGGCUAUAGUAACAUUGCUUAUAAUCCCGAUUCUUCACGAAGUGGUGAAAUCGACGAAGGAACGAGUACUGAUAAAGAUAAACACAGUAGUUCGCCAAGCCAUCAACAGGGCAGUGGAGUCGAGGUACAACCUUCAGGUAGUGGUGGAGGCUCAGAGAAUCGACACGAGCGACGAAAUAAAUCGUCGUCAGUGAAUAAUUGUUAUUUAAGUAGUAGCUCAAACAACGGACAACAACAGUCACAAUAUCACCAACAGAAACCACUUUCAAUUAGUUCGAAUAAUUUCAGUCCUGCCUCAAAUUUUAGUGAUAGUAAUAAAGUAUAUAAAUCGUCGUCUCAUAACGUAACUACAGGAGGAACUUGUGAUAAAAAUUAUCAACAACAACCGACACAACAGCAAUACAAUAGCAGUAGAAAUGGCAACAAUUCAGCAUCAUACUUGAGUCAAACGCAUUUUGAUUUUGAGCAUAUGCUGGGCGAUCCAAAUGAGCCCAGCAACUCAAAUAAUCAGAACAUAGGAAAGCAGUCAAGUUACAAUACAACAGCAAGUGGAAGCAGUCGAUCAUCGCGAAGUUAUAACCCGCAAACGAAUCAAACAUUUAAUAGCGAUCAGUUUCAAGGUUCAUUUCAAUCGUUACACGGGACUGAUGCAGCAAAUGAUUAUCAAAACUUAUUACAUUUUCAACAUGGUAAUAACUCACAAUUGCAAGCGUCAAGUACAGUCUCAAAUUCAUCGCCGUCUACGCAACAACAACAACAACAGCAGUGCUAUCAACAGUAUGGAUGGAAUAUAGCUCUUCAACAGCAGCCGUUCAGACAACAUCAAAAUUCAGUAACCUCAAGUGAUUCUUUAAGUGGCGGUAAUACGCGAUCUCGUGUGAACAGUGACUCGAAUAGCAAAUAUUAUAAUAAUAAUAAUAAUAGUUCAAAUAGUGCAAAAAGUAAUGGUAAAUCGCAUAAUAACAAUAAUAAUAAUAAUCCUCCUAUAAGUAGCGAUAAAAAAUGUGCAAAUGGUGCUAAUCAAAAUAGUUCAGUAAAUUCUAAUCGCAAUCUAAGCAAUAAUAAUGUAAAUUCAAGUAGUAAUAACUUGUCGAAUAAUCCAACAACAAAUUCGAAUAAUAAUCAUCUGAGACAGAGACACAUUAUCGAAUUGAACCGUCAAGUAUCGGAACUAAAUAACAAAAAUAUCGAGUUCAAUCGACAAUUAAGUGCGCCAGCUGAGAACCAAAACAGCUGCAAUUCUGUGUAUAAUCUCUAUUCCAAUCACAUUUUGAAUAAUCAGUAUCAUAGUGGAUCACCAAAUACAAAUAGUUUGAAUCGCACUAAAAAGAAGCGAAGUUUCAAGUUGAACGGACGAUUAUUCAGCGCUGCAAGCUCCGAUUCAAUAAGAUUUCAUUCGAAUUUAUUGAGUCAUGACAACGAUUUGAGAGUGUCGAUCGACAAUACGUGCACAGACUCUUUGGUGACAGCGUUGGAUGAUGAAGCGCUAUUAAUCAACGACUACAUGAACGACAUGUCGAAAUCUAAGGUUCAUUUUGAUGAUGUGUCCCUUUAUGGGACGCCAAAGGAAGAGCCAUUGCCGAGCCUUCCAGUUAUGGCUGAGAAAACGUCAUCAAAUUUUCUUAAAAAUCAAUUGCAAGCAUGGUUUCAACCAACAGACAACCGGCUGGCUAUGAAACUCUUCGGAAGUAAGAAAGCACUAGUGAAAGAACGAAUACGACAGAAGACUGCCGGGCAUUGGGUGAUUCAUCCAUGCAGUUCCUUUCGCUUUUAUUGGGAUUUGUGUAUGCUGUUGCUGCUUGUAGCUAAUUUAAUUAUUCUACCCGUAGCCAUAUCUUUUUUCAACGAUGAUCUUAGUACGAGGUGGAUUGCCUUCAACUGUUUAAGUGAUACAAUUUUUCUGGUUGACAUAGUUGUAAAUUUUAGGACUGGCAUCAUGCAGCAAGAUAAUGCAGAGCAAGUGAUAUUAGAUCCCAAAUUAAUCGCCAAACAUUACUUGAAAACGUGGUUUUUUCUUGAUUUAAUCUCAUCAAUUCCUUUGGAUUAUAUUUUUUUAAUAUUUAAUCAGUACAUUCAAUCAGCGUUAAACGAUUUUUCCGACUCAUUUCAAAUCUUGCACGCGGGACGAGCGCUACGUAUACUGCGGUUGGCGAAGCUUCUAUCGUUAGUAAGACUGUUAAGACUCUCCAGAUUAGUGCGUUAUGUAUCGCAAUGGGAAGAAGUUUAUAAAAAACAUACAGAUCGCAGAGGGAGGUCUGGCGAUAAACAGACGAGCUUUUCUAAAAGCAGUCUUAUUUUUAAGUUCCUUAACAUGGCGUCGGUAUUUAUGCGCAUAUUUAAUUUAAUCUGUAUGAUGCUAUUGAUCGGCCACUGGAGCGGUUGCUUACAGUUUUUAGUUCCAAUGCUUCAAGGAUUUCCUUCCAACUCAUGGGUUGCCAUAAACGAGCUUCAGGAAGCAUACUGGUUGGAACAAUACUCUUGGGCGUUGUUUAAAGCCAUGUCACAUAUGUUAUGCAUUGGUUACGGAAGAUUUCCUCCACAAUCUCUCACAGACAUGUGGCUAACUAUGCUAUCUAUGAUAUCUGGAGCAACAUGUUAUGCCCUAUUUUUAGGACAUGCGACCAAUCUAAUACAGAGUUUAGACUCCAGCCGUCGACAAUAUCGCGAACGGGUGAAGCAAGUCGAGGAGUAUAUGGCGUAUCGAAAAUUACCACGAGAUAUGCGGCAGAGAAUUACCGAAUACUUCGAGCAUCGCUACCAGGGCAAAUUCUUUGACGAGGAUGUUAUUUUGGGCGAGUUGAGUGAGAAGUUGCGGGAGGAUGUGAUCAAUUACAACUGUAGGUCGUUGGUUGCUUCAGUGCCUUUUUUUGCAAAUGCUGACUCAAACUUUGUAUCGGAUGUAGUUACUAAAUUAAGAUACGAAGUUUUUCAACCUGGUGAUAUUAUAAUUAAGGAGGGAACAAUAGGAUCAAAAAUGUAUUUUAUUCAAGAAGGAAUUGUCGAUAUUGUUAUGGCAAAUGGCGAGGUUGCUACUUCAUUAUCAGAUGGCUCUUAUUUUGGUGAAAUUUGUUUAUUAACUAAUGCACGUCGUGUAGCAAGCGUACGAUCGGAAACUUACUGUAAUUUAUUUUCGUUGAGUGUCGAUCAUUUUAAUGCUGUGCUUGACCAAUAUCCUCUUAUGAGAAAAACAAUGGAGACUGUAGCCGCAGAGAGAUUAAACAAAAUCGGAAAAAAUCCAAAUAUCAUGGCACAAAAAGACGAAGCAGAUGGAAACCAUGACACAAAUACGAUAAGUGCUGUUGUGAAUGCUUUAGCAGCCGAAGCAGAAAAUCAUAAUAAUAGUUAUAGCGAUGAUGAUAGCGAAAGUCCAAAGAAGAUUCAUUCUGAUAUGAGUUUAACCGAACUGAAUCAAAGCUUGAGGAUGAGUCUACCGCGUCCCAAAAGUGGUGAGUUUAGGAAACUAUUUGAAGGAAAUAGUCCUUAGUUACCAACUCUAUGGAAAUGUUGAAAUCUUCAAGUUACAAAGCUCAAUAUCUUCAUGACUUCUCAGGACUCGCAUCUUAAUCGAGACAGUUUUCGAAAAUCUGACAUUCAGUUUACUGAAACAAGUUUUAAAUCAUGAUUUUAAAUAAAUUAAAAAAAAUCAUGCAGUUUUAAUUUUACUUGCAAAAGCAUAAAAGAUGUACGAUGGAAUAGCAAAUGAAACUACACAGGAAUUGUGUCAAGAACGUUUUCCCUCCCCAUUACUUAUCGUCGAAUGAAAUCAUAUGAGAAGUUGAACAGCGACAAACAUACACAACAGAGUUUACAGCAAAUGUUCAGCUAAGAAAUAUUUUCAAACCUCUUUCAAAAGUAAAAGAAAGAAAGAAAAUAAUUAUUAAGAAGCCAGUUUAAUUACUAAACAUAUAUUUAGCAGCAACAACCUGCAAGUCAAACUAUUCUUUUAAACAACAAAAGUUUUGAGUUCCUUAGAAUAUUAAAUUGAAAUAUGAGAUGAAAAAAAAAUGUAGCAAUUUCGACUGAAAGUCAAAAAUGUAUCUUUAAAGGAAGAAGUUUAUUUAACUGACAGAUGAAUAUCAAGCAAGUGAAAAAGUUUAAUGAAAUAUUUACGAUAAAAGCGUAGAGUUUUUCUUCUUCAACAACCUCGCUUGCACACUUUUUUCAUUUUCAGUCGAGUUGAUCUCACGAAUGAAACUAUGAGUGCCGUAAAAUAUAAAGGUAACAACCAUGUAAUAAAAACAGUUGUCUACAUAUGAAAGAUCGGAAAAAUAAAGAGAAGGAAACUUCUGUUAUAGCAAAAUCAAUAUUUUUAGCCUAAGCUUUUCUUAUGGCAGAAAAAAAAUUACGUAUUAAAAGAGAAACAUUAAAAUUUAUUGAUUGAGAUCAUUUACAUUCAACGAGAACGAUUGAAGAAAUGGAAUGUGAUUUACAAUUAAAAAAAAAAUAGAAACAUGGAGUUAUAACAAUUUUUUAACGCGAAUUGAUGAAAUCUAUCUAAGGUUACUGUUUACAACCUUAAGGUGAAAGUAAUACAAAAAAUGAAAGAAGGAUUACUGAAUGAUACUGAAGAAUAUAAAUUAAAAAAGUCGAAUUAGGUAGUUGUUAUGCACAAGAAGUAGCUGAGUGUUAAGCAGCUCUU